CGGCCGAAGAUGUCAGCCAAGCCUGCCGUCGGCUUCGCGAGCGAGGCGUCUCGGCAGAUCGUGGCCGGCGGCUCCGCUGGCACUCUUCUAAGUUUCCAUGUGAUGUCUACAAUAUAAAUCGUGUUCUGCAGCCACCCAAUCAGAGACUUGGCAGGGGCCCAUUCCCGUCCUGGAGACUUUGCCUGACAGAAAAGUAUGCAACAGAACAAAAAUUCACAAUAAGAACCUGUCUUGUAGAAAUCUGCCUGAUGCACCCCCUCGAUGUGGUGAAAACCAGGUUCCAGAUUCAGAGAUGUGCAACUGAUCCAAACAGUUAUAAAAGCCUAGGGGACAGCUUUCGGGUGAUUUUCCGAACAGAAGGGUUGUUCGGUUUUUACAAGGGAAUUCUGCCACCCAUCUUGGCUGAAACACCAAAAAGAGCAGUGAAGUUUUUCACCUUUGAGCAGUACAAGAAAUUGCUAGGAUAUGUGUCACUGUCACCAGCAUUGACAUUUGCCAUUGCUGGAUUGGGAUCUGGACUAACGGAAGCCAUCGUGGUGAACCCUUUUGAGGUAGUAAAAGUUGGCUUGCAAGCCAAUCGGAACAAAUUCACAGAGCAACCAUCUACCAUGAGUUAUGCAAGACACAUCAUUAAGAAGGAAGGCUUGGGGCUCCAGGGCCUCAACAAAGGAUUUACAGCGACUUUGGGACGUCAUGGGGUUUUCAACAUGGUUUAUUUUGGCUUCUACCACAAUGUCAAAAACAUUCUUCCUGUCAAUAAGGAUCCAACCUUGGAGUUUUUGAGAAAAUUUGGGAUUGGUCUUCUCUCGGGUACAAUAGCCUCAGUCAUUAACAUCCCUUUUGAUGUUGCCAAAAGUAGGAUUCAAGGGCCUCAGCCGGUUCCCGGAGAGAUCAAGUACAGAACCUGUUUUAAAACAAUGGCAACAGUCUAUCAAGAAGAAGGGAUUUUAGCUUUGUACAAAGGCCUGCUUCCCAAGAUUAUGAGGCUUGGACCAGGUGGUGCAGUCAUGCUGCUGGUUUAUGAAUAUUCCUACUCAUGGCUUCAGGAGAACUGGUGAUUGCCUAGGAAGUGUUUCCCCCCUUGAAAUAAUGGAUAUUUCCUAUACAGCACCAUGAGAAGGAGAGGCUAUCAAUCAGCUAAGCUGAUGCAAUUAUUAAUUAUAAUUACACCAUUAUAUACAAUUCUAAAGGGGAAAACAGUUUGUUCAAGAAUAAAACCUAUUUUGAAACUUCCAAA
Molecule: messenger RNA, 1237 nt
Organism: Equus caballus (horse)
Lineage: Eukaryota; Metazoa; Chordata; Mammalia; Perissodactyla; Equidae
Gene: SLC25A21
Product: solute carrier family 25 member 21
Source: RefSeq, a predicted model, not a curated record